This is a messenger RNA of Aphanomyces astaci, 1092 nucleotides long. RefSeq lists its product as hypothetical. The transcript has 4 exons. Gene Ontology annotation, molecular function: GTP binding; GTPase activity. Bases 63 to 1064 code for a protein of 333 amino acids. The record is from RefSeq and is a predicted model, not a curated record. NCBI's taxonomy places the organism in Eukaryota, Oomycota, Saprolegniomycetes, Saprolegniales, Verrucalvaceae.
CGAUCGUGGUCUCAAAAUACUAUCACUUCAAAACGAGCGCCGCCGCCACCAAAACGUCCUACAUGGCGGACGAUUUUGACUGCGACGACUUUGAAAAAACCCUCAAGUUGUGCGUGGUGGGCAACGGCAACGUGGGCAAGACGAGCCUCACGACCCGGUACGCCAAAGGCCGGUUCACCGACAACUACAAGAAGACGAUCGGCGUCGACUUUAUGGAGCGCGUGGUGACUGUCGAUGGCGAGGACAUCCACUUGAUGAUCUGGGACACGGCUGGCCAGGAGGAGUUCGACUCGCUCACGAGUCGGUACUACCGCGGCGCGGGGGCCGUCAUGUACGUGUUCUCGACCGUGGACCGCGACUCGUUUGACGCGCUGCCGUCGUGGCAGCAAAAGGUCAAGCACGAGUGCGGCCCCUCGAUUUGCCAAGUGCUCGUGCAAAACAAGAUCGACUUGGUCGAAGACGCUGUCAUGACAAAAGACGAAGUUGACGACAUGAAGGAAGACAUGCGCGUGCGAGUGUAUCGCACGUCCGUGCAAGACAACCAAAACGUCGAAGAAGUGUUUGAAUAUUUGUGCCGGCGGUACCUGAAAAAGAAAGCGCCAGAGGAGGCCGCGGUUUCCGACAUUGGCGGCGGCGCGGCCUCCCCGACCAAGAAAGCCAAACCAAAAGACAAAUCAAGUCGCCACCAGUCCAAAUCCGAACGAGGGGACGGCGAAGCCCCCACAACACCCAAGUCUAAAGUCUCGACCAAAGCCAAGUCGAAUCGAUUCAAAGGCGGUGACGACCACCACGGCCUUUCAUUUGACGAUAUUCGCCUUGCGUUGCCCCCGAACGGCGAAGGGGACCAUGUCCAGCGCAUCGACGACGACCUCCAGAACGAUGAUCAAACUGACAGUCAACGUCCCCCCAAAAUAAGUAAUCCGCACGAAGACGAAGAAGCUAGCAGCAGCAUGCCUCCCCAUUCGUCGGACAUUCCCGACGACGUGGGGGGAAGCGGGGCAGCUCUAGAACCGAGCAAGCGCCGCACCAACGGCAAAAAGAAGGAUGCGUGUAUAAUUUCCUAAGAAAUAACGACAUAUGUUUCUAUAUUUA